This is a messenger RNA of Ananas comosus (pineapple), 3005 nucleotides long. RefSeq names its product transcription factor SAC51-like. The record is from RefSeq and is a predicted model, not a curated record. The transcript is spliced from 4 exons. Gene Ontology annotation, molecular function: protein dimerization activity. The coding region runs from base 938 to 1906 and encodes 322 amino acids. NCBI's taxonomy places the organism in Eukaryota, Viridiplantae, Streptophyta, Magnoliopsida, Poales, Bromeliaceae.
UUCGCCUCCUCCAUUCUCUCGUGAACUCUUUUAUCCGAGUCCAAAGCGUUUGUUCCGAGUCCAAAGCGUUUGUGGUUUCGUUCUCCAUUCCCCAUUUCCACGACCUUUCCUCUCUCUCUCUCUCUCUCUCUCUCUCUCUCUCUCGCAAGUUUCGAGCUCGAUCCCGAUCCGCGCGUGGACGUCGCUUUUUGGGCUCUUUCGAUUGGCGUAGGGCGAAGAGAUCUCAGUUCACUGGAGGUGGGGAAUUGAAGCUUUUGUGGUUACAGAUUCGCAACACUAUGCGGUGGUUGAGCCUCUCCGUUGAUGUACUUCGAAAAGGGAUCUCCUUGAAUUUGUAUUGUAGGGUUAUUCUAUAACUCUACUUUUUCUCCUCCCCCACUUUUGUGCCUUUUUCACUGCUCACUCUCUCUCUUCUUCUUCUUCUUCUUCUUCUUCUUCCUCUAAAUCUCUGGUAACGACACACUUUUCCCUUUAGAUUCCUUCUAUUUGAGGUAAUAAAAGGAAAAAAAGAGGAAUUUUUAGGUUUGGUGAUCCUCGCAUCUCUCAUAAGCAUUUCACCUGACCUCCUCUUCUUCAAAGAUCCCUUUUUUUGGUACUCUGUGGAGUGGUUUCGAUCUAUAGAGGGCUAGAGUAGUAAUGGUGUGCCAAGCAGCAACGCAGACGAGAUUCCGAGCGUUGAAACACGAGAAUGGGAUCGCCGGUAGCGCCACCAUAAUCGUCAGGAUCAUCGCUUGUUUCCAACCUUUGCAGGAUUGCCAGGCCGAGUACUUCCGCCACCUCCUGAAGCCCGUCACGUAGAUUAGCUUCUCUCUGCCGCUCAAUCGAAUAAAGGUGGAAUUUUUACAGUUUGUUGGAGAAAUUCUUGUGGAAGAACAUUUGUUCUGUGGUCAAUUUCAUCUGGUAAAUUGUUUUGGCGGUUUCGAUUUGAAACGUGUGUAUGGGCAAGGAUCACGACCCUUGGCACCAAGUACCCCAUUCUUCUCCAUGGGGAUUCGGUACUUUGAACUGCGGUAAUAAUCUCGGCCCGCCCACUAUCGCACAAGAGAACACCAAUUCUAUGGGUUUUCCGGCGUAUGUUGACCCUUCUGGGGCCGCCACUUUCUCCGUUAAUGGAGCUGUACCCUUUCCCCUGUAUCACAAUCCGAUGAUUGCGGCAUUUGGGCUCCAAGAAAUCACCUCUUCUCAGAGGAAGUUUACGGCUUUUGAUCAGUCCAGGAAUCAAACAAGCCUGAUCUAUACUUCUGUGGCUGCACCUUUGAUUACUUCGCAGGGCGCGGCGAACCCAUUAUACAUGGAUUUGCAGGGGAGUAAUGAAACGAAUGUUACCGACGGAAAUGGUGUUGAGGAGAUGCACGAGGACACGGAGGAGAUUGAUGCGCUCCUCUAUUCGGAUUCUGAAGACUAUGUUGACGAAGAGGAAGCAAAAGAAGAAGAAGAAGAAGCUAGCACGGGGCACUUCCCCGUUAUCAUAUCCAAGGAAAGGAGCAUAGAGGAGGUCGCAAGCUCAAAAACUCUACCGACAAAGAAACGAAGGCUUGAUUCGGAGCUCGACGCAUCACUUGUCGACACUGCGAGCUCUGCGAGAGUUUUCUACAGCAAGGAUGACGGUGAUGUAGAGUCAAGUUGUGUGGGAGCAGGCAACAAGAGAGAAGAAGCAGGUGAUAAGAGGGAGAAAGAAGAAGAAGAAGAAGAAAAAGAGAUAUCUAAUGAACCCAGUUACUACCCGAAUAAGCGAAUUAAGAGGGAGAGGAUACGGGAGACUGUAGGGUUAUUGCGAAGGAUCAUACCGGGCGGUAAGGGUAAAGACGCAGCCACCAUUCUCGACGAAGCCAUAAGCUAUUUAAAAUCUCUCAAGCUGAAAACUAUGGCUUUCGGAGCUGCUUCUGCUUCUACAAGCGCACUGUAGCCUCCACUAUCACCAUUCACCACUACUCCUUACCCUAAUAUUAUUAUAAGCUCUACUGAUUAUUAUUAAAAUGUAGAAUAAGUGGCAAGUGUACAAGGCUUUAGGAGUGGGAUUUAGCAAUAGUAGCAGUGGUUAACAGUGUGCCUGUGUGCGCGCAAGUGGGAAGGGCCCUUUUUUGGCCCAGUACAAUGAGCCGGGGCCUAGAGAAAAGCGAAGAGCCAAUGGGAUUGCUCCACGCGUCUCCAAUGAUUGAAUUUGGGAAUCAACUACUCUUGUGUGGGCAUAUGUCUUUGGUGGAUUGUGGAGGUCGGCGGACACGCCAUCGUCAGUACUGGAUAAGUUAAUCUGUGCGUGAUACAUCAGUAUACAAACGUAUUAGUAGUAACUUUUAAAAAAUUUCAUCUUUAUUCGUGGCGGUUGGAAGAGAAAGCGGGGGUUUAUGAUGACCCAAUAAAGGAGAAAGAUAUAGGAGCUUGUAUCACAAGAGAUAGUUCACUCUCCUCCUUUGUUGAUGCAAAGUAGAGAGAGAGAGAGAAAGAAAGAGAGGGGCAGUGACUUUUGACCCAAAGCGAAAUGGACUCGUGCGAAGGCGCGCACGCUAGGCGCGUCUGAGGUCCAAAGGAGGGGAGAGUGAUGGCUCUCUUUUAUGCACUGUAUAUGUAUAAUAUGAUGGGGUAAGUAGCUUUUUAAGUAGCUUUACUUGAGGGGGGAGAGAUCUCACUACUACUACGUAUUCCUUUUUCAUGAUUUCGAUGGGGGCUUAUCUGAGGAUCUUCCUUUAUUUCUUUUUCAUAUGAUAUCGGAGUGGGUGCGUGGAUGUGUUGUUAUUCCUUUCUGGUUAUCGAAGGUAAAAAAGAAAAAAAUUUAGCAGUGUUACGUAAGAGUGUUAGUUCACACUCUAAUAUACCUCUAUUAUUUGCCUUUGCAUGGGGUCAUGGAUAUGAUAUGUCCCUCUCUCAUAGAGGUGGGUGUUUGGAUGCAUGUGUUGGCACGUGGGGACGAGUGGAAAGCAGCGAUUGUAUAACUUCUUUUGUAAGUGAUAGUGAUUUUGUGUGUGAUUAUUUCUCUAUAUAAUGGAUAGGCCAUUUUAAAGCAGCAA